Messenger RNA from Candoia aspera, 2978 nucleotides. RefSeq names its product SEC62 homolog, preprotein translocation factor (gene SEC62). NCBI's taxonomy places the organism in Eukaryota, Metazoa, Chordata, Lepidosauria, Squamata, Candoiidae. Gene Ontology annotation, cellular component: endoplasmic reticulum membrane; endoplasmic reticulum. Bases 414 to 1502 code for a protein of 362 amino acids. The record is from RefSeq and is a predicted model, not a curated record. The transcript has 9 exons. Gene Ontology annotation, biological process: post-translational protein targeting to membrane, translocation.
AUGUUAAGAUAUGAUAACACUCCUUCCUAUUUUACAUAACAGUAUUUCCUUAUCAGUGCUGGCUUGCACAGUGAAAGGUUUAGUUUGCUAGUCAGCUAGUACUAUCAUUACCUAUUCUGCAGCUGUAAGGUAUAAUAGCAUUUAUACAGGACGUGUUCAUUUUCUUCCACGGAUUCACUUCUGCGCAAAGGCUUCAUGUGGGAAUUUGAAGACGAAGGUCCUGAAGAUACACCCCUGUGCAUUCCACAGCUUCCUUCUGAUCUGUGUCAAAAUGAGCUGAAAUUUAGAUUACAAGCUACUUGAGGCAAGACCUGCCAUUUUUAAAUUUUUUAUAAGAAGUGGGAGAACCAUUCAAAGAAGAGAAGGCUGUUGCUAAAUACCUGCGUUUCAACUGUCCGACCAAGUCUACCAACAUGAUGGGUCACAGAGUUGAUUAUUUCAUUGCCUCAAAAGCUGUGGACUGCCUUUUGGAUUCUAAGUGGGCAAAAGCCAAGAAAGGAGAAGAAGCCCUGUUUACAACUCGAGAGUCGGUGGUGGAUUAUUGCAACAGACUUCUAAAGAAACAGUUUUUUCACCGAGCACUAAAAGUGAUGAAAAUGAAACCCGACAAGGACAUAAAGAAAGAAAAGGAAAAAGAGAAAGGAAAGACUGAAAGUGGAAAGGAAGAUGAGAAGAAGAGCAAAAAGGAUAAUGGAAAAGAAGAAAAGGCUAAAAAAGAAAAAGAAAAAAAGAAGGAUGGUGAAAAAGAAGAUGGCAAGAAGGAUGAGACCCCUGGCACACCUAAGAAGAAAGAGACAAAGAGAAAAUUUAAACUUGAGCCUCAUGAGGAUCAAGUCUUUCUGGACGGAAAUGAGGUAUAUGUAUGGAUCUAUGACCCAGUUCAUUUUAAAACAUUUGCAAUGGGCCUCAUACUUGUGACUGCCGUUAUAGCUGCAACCCUAUUCCCACUCUGGCCUGCGGAGAUGCGCGUGGGGGUUUACUAUUUGAGCGUAGGUGCAGGCUGUUUUGUGGCAAGCAUUCUUCUCCUGGCUGUUGCCCGCUGCAUCCUCUUCCUUAUCAUCUGGUUGAUAACUGGAGGAAGGCAUCACUUCUGGUUCUUACCCAACCUGACCGCUGACGUAGGCUUCAUCGACUCCUUCCGGCCACUGUACACACAUGAGUACAAAGGACCAAAGGCUGACUCAAAGAAAGAGGAGCGACUAGAACCCAAAAAGCAGACAAAAUCUGACAGUGAAGAGAAAUCUGAUAGUGAGAAAAAAGAAGAGGAGGAUGUCAAAGCUGACAUACAGGGAAGCUUGGGAUCAGAAGGUUCUGGAGGAGAGCGGAAUUCGGAUACGGACAGUGACAGGCGGGAGGAUGACCGGUCCCAGCACAGUAGUGGCAACGGGAAUGAUUUUGAAAUGAUCACAAAAGAGGAACUUGACCAGCAGACUGAUGAAGGGGAUUGUGAAGAAGAUGAAGAGGAGGAACAAGAAACUAGGCCUUUACAUGAACAAUCAUAAUUCAGCUAUCAUUUGGGACUGAAUAUUGUGCAGAAAGAAUUGGAUUUUCUAUGUUGGCUGCUACACUCUUUUGACAGCGUUUUCCCCCAUUUGCUGAAGUAUACAGCUUAGCCAAACAUCUUUAUAAAAUAGUUCGUAAUUUGAUUUACAAACUAAAGAAAACUAUAACUUGUUAUCAGUUUUAAAUAAUGUACACUUAUAAAAGCUUCACAAGUUUAACAGCUUGUCAAUCAGUAGACAUUUUGUCUAGAUGGGUCAUCAAACAUAUAGAGGAAUAUAGUUCUCUUCAUAGUUUGAGAGAUUGCAUGUUUUCAGUAAGUAAACAUUUCUGCAAUAGUAAUUUAACACAGUAAUUCUGAAUGAAUUUGAGAGUUUGCUCAAUUUAUUCUCAGCAGAUUCAUUUGAUCGGUACUUAAUGACAGAUUUUUCAGUUCAUCCUGCUGUUAACUGUUACUAAAGCUGUAAGACUUUACUUAGAAAGUUUUCAUUUAAGAAGAUAACUUUUUUUUUCUUAAGACCAACAAAUUAUUGUUGACUUGGCUGUAGAUUUUAAGACUCUCUUCAACUGUGUGCAACCAACUUAGGAAAUCCAGUCUGUUCUGCCAAUCUGGUUUGGAACGCAUCAUCUCCAGCAGGUGAAAGAAAAAACAGGAUAAUGUAGAGAUUAUAGCUGUUGACUUGACCUGCCCCAUCAUAGUACAAGAAAUGUAUUCUGUACAUAACAUACAAAUAAAGCAACCCCCUAUUUUACCUGUUAGUUAUUAUUUGGAAGUUUUAUCCAGUUUUCAAUUUGUAUAAUUAAAAGCCAUUUCAGAAUGUAUAUAUGGUAGGAAAAUUUCACAGAAUCAGCGAGACUGGCAGCUGUGCCCACGGCAGCUCCUGUGCCAACAUUCCACGUAUUCAAGUUUAAGUUAACUGAUUUUGAUUUCACAAGCGCAGACAGUGCAGCUCGGUGUAAUGCCUUAAUGUUGAUCUUCUCUUUCUGUCUUGAAACAACAGAGUACUGUAUCUGAUGAGUUGACACUGCCAUGAGAGAGUGUUCACCGGAAGAGUAGGUUUUAAGAAGAAAAAAUCUCACACAAAAGAUAACCAAGACCAAAUAAUUCCUUGAAAUCUUGAAGGAGCUCGAUUAGCCUCUUUCUCUCUUGCACAUAUUUGACUGACGUGGGAGACCAUUGUGUGUUUAGUUCUAUAAACAUUUUUAAAGUUAAGGCUUUACAUCAUUCCUCUGAUUUACUGAAUUUCAGCCUGAAACUGAAAUUAUAAAUACAGAUUCAGUGGUUUCCUGUCAAACUGUCAGGCAAUAAUGUUAGUUAUUUGCUUGCAUUUUCAACCGUUGACUUAACAGAUCUCUCCUUUUUUCCUUGAACUGCUUUGUUUUCAUCAACAGUGUUCUGACUGAAGAUGUUAAUUUUUCUGAUUGUGCAAAUAUAUACAUUUUAUGUGUGCAUUGAUAAAAACCAUUCACAAAUGUGA